GGUUUGACAGCUAGCGCCUCUGGCGAUAGCAAUUCGCCGCAUCGUUUUGCUACGUUCAUCGCGGAGCUCGCGCGGGUCUCGAAGAGGACGUGGGUAAGGAAGCGAGGAAUCAGGCAGCGACGUUGUUCCCGUCACCAUGGACGAGCUGACGCGGCACCUGGGCAAGAUCAACAUCGCCUCCAACGGCGACAGGAUAUACAAGGACGAGUGCGUUUACUCCUUCGAUACGCCAGAGACGCCUACCGGCCUCUACGUCAGUCUCACGAGCUUCGUGGGCCUGGGCCAGGACCACGUCCUGCGCUACUACCAGCAAACCGGCAAUCCCGUUUACCUUCACAUCAGGCGCAUCAGGAGAGAGGUUCCGUCCGAGCACCAAGGAGAUGGGCCCGAGAAGAAGAUCACGCGACUGGCGAUAGGCACGGUCGACGGGUUCAUGCCGGAUCAGCAGAAGUACACCUACGAUGAGAGUUAUCGGAUAGUCGUUCUACCCGAGUUCACCAGCAUCCCUUAUCCCGCGAGCAACUUGCCUGAGAAGGUAGAACAAGCAAUCAAGGUUAUAUUACAAAUGGAGGGUGCGUGGGCAGUGGCACAGAUGGAAGCUGCAGCCAAUACUUGGGACGGAGAAGUCAGAUCGGAGUCGAAGCACGCCGCGAGCCUGAAACAGCUGGACAACGGCAAGAAGAUCCCACCGAGCGGCUGGAAGUGCGAGAAAUGCGACCUGACUCAGAAUCUCUGGCUGAACCUGACCGACGGCAGUAUACUCUGCGGUCGCAAGUUCUACGACGGGAGUGGCGGCAACGGCCACGCGGUCGAGCACUACCAGACGACCGGCUAUCCGCUGGCGGUGAAGCUGGGCACGAUCACGAAGGGCGGCAAGGCCGACGUGUUCUCGUACGACGAGGACGACAUGGUGGACGAUCCGAAUCUGUCGGCGCACCUGUCGCACUGGGGCAUCAACAUCGCGCAGAUGGAGAAGACGGACAAGUCGAUGAUCGAGCUCGAGCUAGACCUGAAUCAGAAGUUCGGUGAAUGGGUGUCGCUCCAGGAGGCGGCCAGCAAGCUGACGCCGCUCUACGGUCCCGGUUACACCGGUUUAACCAAUCUGGGGAACUCCUGCUACCUGAACAGCGUCAUGCAGGCGCUGUUCAUUGUUCCAGACUUCGUUAAGAGAUACGUGGAUAUGGCGCCCAGGAUAUUCGAGCAGACCUACAACGAUCCGGCAUCGAACCUGAACGUUCAGAUGGCGAAGUUGGGCGUCGGCCUGCUCUCCGGCAAGUAUUCGCAGCCGCCGAAAUCGGAUGACGAGUCGCGGCAGGGUAUCCCGCCGCGGAUGUUCAAGGUCCUGAUCGGUCGCGGGCACAACGAGUUCUUCUCGAACCGGCAGCAGGAUGCUCAGGAAUUCUUCCUCUACUUAAUCAACAUACUUAACCGUAAUAAUCGGCACGAGGCGUGCCCCACGGAGUGCUUCAAGUUCAACGUCGAGGAGAGAUACCAGUGCGGCAAGUCGAGCAAGGUCAAGUACACGUACCGGCCAGAGUACAUCUUGCCGCUGCCGAUACCGAUGGAGGCCGCGGUGAACAAGGACGAAGUGGCUGCGUACGAGGCUCAGAAGAAGGAGGCGGAGGCGAAAGGGCAGAAGCUGGACUCCAACAUCCUCGUGAGACCCCGCAUCAGGCUGGCAUCGUGCCUCGAGAGCUUCAACUCUUCGGAGAUGGUGGAGCAGUUUUACAGCUCGGCGUUGAAUGAGAAGACAACGGCGCGCAAGACCACCAGACUAGCCAGCUUCCCGGAUUACUUGCUGAUCCACCUGAAGAAAUUCACGGUGAAGGAGGACUGGACGCCCAUCAAGCUCGACGUGGCGGUGGAGAUGCCGGACGUGCUGGAUCUCAGUUCGAUGCGCGGCAACGGCCUGCAACCGGGCGAGGAGCUGCUGCCGGACGGGGGGGCGCCGCCGCCGCCCGUCUACGACGCGGCGAUCCUCAGCCAGCUGACGGACAUGGGCUUCCCGCCGAACGCGUGCAAGCGGGCGCUCUACUUCACGGAGAACCGCAGCCUCCAGGACGCGACCAACUGGGUGAUGGAGCACAUCGCCGAUUCCAACUUCGACGAUCCGUUCGUGCCGCCGGGGGUCGACGUCAAGUCGGGCGAGGAUAAAUUCGUGGCGGAUCAGGACGCGCUGGAGAUGGUGAUGGGCAUGGGUUUCACGCAGGAGCAAGCGACGAGGGCGCUCAAGGCGACCAACAACAAUCUCGAGCGCGCGGCUGACUGGAUCUUCAGCCAUCAGGCUGAGCUCGACGCCCUGGACACGGACAGCAGCUCGUCGCCACCCGGCGAGUCGUUCAGGGACGGAAGCAGCCGAUACAAACUGGUGGGUUUCAUUUCGCACAUGGGCACGUCGUGGAUGGUGGGCCAUUACGUCUGUCACCUGCUGAAGGAAGACCGAUGGGUGAUAUUCAACGACGAAAAGGUCGCUCUGUCGGAAAACCCGCCGAAGGAACUAGGAUAUAUAUACAUGUACCAGCGCAUCGAUUAAUGUCACGACCGUUUUUGUAUAAAGAUACUGCUUUUCAAGAAUAAAAGAAUAAUGCUAAUGCUCUUUAUAUAUAA
Messenger RNA from Ooceraea biroi (clonal raider ant), 2607 nucleotides. RefSeq names its product ubiquitin specific protease 5 (gene Usp5). The record is from RefSeq and is a predicted model, not a curated record. Gene Ontology annotation, molecular function: cysteine-type deubiquitinase activity; protein binding; zinc ion binding. Gene Ontology annotation, biological process: protein deubiquitination. Lineage: Eukaryota; Metazoa; Arthropoda; Insecta; Hymenoptera; Formicidae.